UUACAUUCAUCUUCGAUUCAAUUGGCGGUUAACUGUUAACCUCAAGUGGAGUAAAAUUUACUGCUUACUGUUUUCCUCCGCUACGGAAACCAAACCCAGUUUCCAGAGAUGAGGAGGCAUGGAGGUUUGAAGUUAAGAGCCAAAACCUCGCUUUUUGUGCUCACCGCCGCCGGAGUCGCCGCCUACGGCUCCUCCGACUCUGCCGAUACAGCCAAUUUUCCCCUUAGCUUCUUAAACAGCGUCGUUCGCUCCUCCCGCGCCCUCUUUACCAUCACUUCUUGCGUGCUUGACUACAAGUACUCAUUGCACGGUUUACUAGCUGAUUCCGACGAGUAUGGAUCCACAUUAUCGCAGAUCCAUCUAAGGUCAGCUAGAAGGAUCCAAAACUUAUGUGACACCAACAAAGGUUUCUAUGUAAAGGCUGGGCAGUUUGUUGCUGCAGCACGACAAGUUCCUAGAGAAUAUUCAUCUACUCUUUCAUCUUUACAAGAUCAGGCAGUUCCAUGUAAUUUUGAAGCUGUCAAGGAAGUUAUAGUAAAGAGUCUGGGGAAAGACAUGUCAGAGAUAUUUCUAUCGUUUGAUGAGCAACCAAUUGCUGCUGCAUCAAUUGCUCAGGUACAUCGUGCCGUCUUGAAGGGCCAUCAGGAGGCAGCUGUCAAGGUCCAAUAUCCAGGAUUAGAGUAUCAAAUGAAAUUUGAUCUUGCUACAAUGUCUUUACUCUCCAGAUCAGUUGCAUGGUUGUUCCCGGAGUACAGGUUCGAGUGGAUGGUAUCAGAAUUUACAAAGUCUAUUGCGUCUGAACUUGAUUUCAUUCAAGAGGCUAAAAACUCAGAGAGAGCAGCAAAUAAUUUUAAAAGCAACAAGAUGGUCAAGUUCCCUUAUGUUUAUUGGGAUUUCACAUGCAAGAAGGUGUUGACAAUGGAAUUUUGUGAAGGACAUAAGAUUGAUGAUUUGGAAUAUUUGAAGCGAAUGGGAAUCAAUCCACUUGAGGUAGCCAAAACCCUCAUAGAUGUCUUUGCUGAGAUGAUAUUUGUUCAUGGUUUCCUCCAUGGUGAUCCGCAUCCUGGAAACAUAUUAGUUUCUCCAGAGGGGCACAGUGGCUUUUCAUUAGUCAUUCUGGAUCAUGGGAUCUAUAAACAGUUGCCUGAAGAAUUCAGAAAAAGCUAUUGCCAUCUCUGGGAUGCCUUAAUUAGACUUGAUUCACAAAAAAUACAGCAGCUGGGUGAAACCUUUGGUGUUGGGAAGUAUGCCAAAUAUUUUCCUGUUAUAUUUACUGGAAGAACCAUUAAUAGUAAAUCAGUGCUUGGGAGAGGAAUGUCGCCUGAAGAGAAGAAACAUUUAAAGGAUGAAGUGAAAUCUUUAAAAAUGGAGGACGUAUCUUCUUUCAUGGAGUCAUUGCCCCCUGAGUUUCUAACCAUACUGCGGACCGAUGGGCUGCUAAGGUCCUUGAUUAGCAAAUUAGGUGCUCCUCAACAAACCCGACUGCUGAUUUAUGCUAAAUGUGCCUUCCGUGGUCUCUCUGCUGAGGCAAGUUCUGAAUCAGUGUAUGUUGGAUCCAGAUUGAAGACGAGUAUAAGAUACAUUCAGCUGAGGGUAAUUCUGGGUAUUAUGGAGUUCGUGAGCUACGUGGAUGAAAGAGGACGCUCGUUGGCUACAAAACUGAGACAGUUGAUGUAUCAAAUAUGGAGUUUAGCUCCCAUUCUCUUCUCAAAUUGAGAGGUCAUUCCUUAUAGUUACAGAAUUUGUAGCAUCGAAUGAAGUUUGUUAUAGUGAUUAGUGGUGGACGCCAAUUUUGGUUCAUAAUAUUUUUGGGCAAAAAAUGGGAAACAUUAUGAUGUACUAGUAACCUUUGUAUUAGAUUAAUAUGAAUAGUACAAAGAAAUGCAAACAAAGUGUAUUUGAUUUAACCACUAGUAUGAAGAAAAUCCAAAAUUCACUUUCAAUGAAA
Salvia splendens (bonfire salvia) is the source of this 1948-nucleotide messenger RNA. Its product is annotated as Protein kinase superfamily protein. Bases 109 to 1716 code for a protein of 535 amino acids. The record is from RefSeq and is a predicted model, not a curated record. The transcript has 16 exons. Lineage: Eukaryota; Viridiplantae; Streptophyta; Magnoliopsida; Lamiales; Lamiaceae.